AUGACGCCAUUACGCAGCAUUAUCGAGACAUCUGUGUCUGCUUUGCCUACCCUUGCGACGACCCAUUCUCAGUUAAUCAAGUUAGGAACUAUCGGGGAUACUUUCGCAGCCAACAAUCUAUUAGGAGGUUAUUUGAAAAGCAGAGAAUUACGAAUUGCCCUCAAGCUGUUCGACGAAAUUCCUCAGAAGGACACUGUUUCUUGGAACUCACUAAUCGCUGGUUACGUCAACUAUGGGGAUCUUGAGAGUGCAUGGGAGGUUCUGAUAUGUAUGAAACGUUGUGGGUUCUUCUUUGAUGGGUACACUUUUGGUUGUAUACUCAAGGGUGUCGCUUCUAACGAUUGUCUCUUUGCUGGGCAGCAAGUGCAUGGGAAUAUCGUUAAGAUGGGGUAUGAGGAAAAUGUGUAUUCAGGGAGUGCUCUUUUGGACAUGUAUGCAAAAUGUGGUAGAGUGGUGGAUGCACACAAGUGUUUUAAUUGCAUGCCAGAUCGUAAUUCUGUGUCAUGGAAUGCUCUGAUAUCAGGGUAUGUAGAAACUGAUGACCAUGUGAAUUCUUUUUGGUUAUUCAAAUCUAUGCAUAGGGAAGGUGUGAGGCUUGAUGAUGGCACAUUUUCUCCUCUUCUGACACUGUUUGAUAGCCCCGACUUUUAUAAGCUAACAAUGCAGGUCCACUGCACGAUCAUAAAACAUGGUAUGGCAUCUGAUAGCUCUGUGCUUAAUGCUACAAUCAGUGCUUAUUCUGAGUGUGGGUCAAUCAAAGAUGCCAAGGGGGUGUUUGAUGGUGCAGGUGGCGAGCGGGACAUCGUCUCUUGGAAUGCCAUGUUGGCAGCUUGCUUGGAACAUGAUAAACGGGACCUUGCAUUUAACCUUUUCACUGAGAUGCAAAUAUUAGGAUUUCAACCAGAUAUUUAUACUUACACUAGCAUGAUAAGUUCUUGCUUUGAAGAAGAAGUCCAGAAUCAAGGACAAUCUUUACAUGCAUUGGUAAUUAAAAGGGGAGUUGAACAUUUGACGCCAAUCUCCAAUUCAUUGAUGGCUAUGUUUACUGGGUCUACUAGCAGCCAUAUGGAAUAUGCAAUAACAAUAUUUGAGAACCUGGAGUUCAAAGAUCAGGUGUCUUGGAACUCAAUGUUAACAGGAUUCUCACAACAUGGAUUUAGUGAGAAUGCCUUGAAACUUUUUCAGAUAAUGCAAUCUGGGAAUGUAGGGAUGGAUUAUUAUGCCUUUUCUGCAGUCCUUAGAUCCUGUGCAGAUAUGGCGACCUUACAGUUGGGUCAACAAAUUCAUGCUUUGGCAAUAAGAUCAGGUUUCGAGUCUAAUGAAUUUGUAACCAGCUCUUUGGUAGUGAUGUACUCCAAGUGUGGAAUUAUUGCGGAUGCUGCAAGAUCGUUUGAGACUUCCCAUAAGCUGAACUCCGUUACUUGGAACUCAAUCAUGUUCGCAUAUGCCCAAGAUGGCCAAGGUCAUGUUGUGCUGAAACUUUUCUGUCAAAUGAGGAAAACAAAAGUGAAACUGGAUCAUAUAACUUUUGUUGCAGUUCUAACUGCAUGCAGCCACAUUGGUUUGGUCGAAGAAGGGUAUUACUUUUUGAAACAUAUGGAAUCUGAUUAUGGAAUUUCACCCCGGAUGGAACAUUAUGCUUGUGUGAUCGACCUACUUGGACGGGCUGGGCAUCUCAAAGAGGCAGAAAGUCUGGUCAGAGCAAUGCCUUUUCAACCUAAUGCAAUGGUGUGGAAAACUCUACUGGGGGCUUGUCGAUUGUGUGGUGAUGUUGAAUUAGCAUUGGAAGUGGCUAACUUAUUAUUAGAAUCAGAACCUUAUGAGCACUGCACUUACGUUCUUCUCUGUGACUUGUAUGGACAUCUUAGGCGGUGGGAUGAAAUUGCUGUGUUAAAGAGAACUAUGAAAGAGAAAGGGGUCAAGAAGGUACCAGGUUGGAGUUGGAUAGAGGUUCAGAAUCAGCUGCAUGCCUUUAAAGCUGAUGACCAUUCACAUACUCGAAAUGAGGACAUACACCAAAUGCUGAGAAGAUUAACGGAUGAUAUUGCACAUUUGGAAAUUUCUUAUGAUUGGGGAAAUUCGAUGGAUGAUUAG
Cynara cardunculus var. scolymus (artichoke) is the source of this 2094-nucleotide messenger RNA. Its product is annotated as putative pentatricopeptide repeat-containing protein At3g25970. The coding region runs from base 1 to 2094 and encodes 697 amino acids. The record is from RefSeq and is a predicted model, not a curated record. The transcript has a single exon. Gene Ontology annotation, molecular function: protein binding; RNA binding. Gene Ontology annotation, biological process: RNA modification. Lineage: Eukaryota; Viridiplantae; Streptophyta; Magnoliopsida; Asterales; Asteraceae.